Messenger RNA from Pyricularia pennisetigena, 1767 nucleotides. RefSeq lists its product as uncharacterized. Gene Ontology annotation, cellular component: nuclear pore. The record is from RefSeq and is a predicted model, not a curated record. NCBI's taxonomy places the organism in Eukaryota, Fungi, Ascomycota, Sordariomycetes, Magnaporthales, Pyriculariaceae. Gene Ontology annotation, biological process: nucleocytoplasmic transport. The coding region runs from base 1 to 1767 and encodes 588 amino acids. Gene Ontology annotation, molecular function: structural constituent of nuclear pore. The transcript is spliced from 3 exons.
AUGUCUCUUUUCCGCUCAGCGAGCGUGCCUGGAGGGCUGAGCAUCAACACGGGUGCAGCGAAUCUCUUUGGAAGCGGCUCGAGUCAGCAACAACCUCCACCAGCCGGAGGCGCCAGCAGUAUUUUCGGAGCAUCGACAACCCAGCAGGCUUCUUCUGCAGCACCACCAAUAACAACAGGUCUGUUUGGCACCAACAACGCGAACAACGCCACGGCAGGCACGAACCUGUUCGGUCAAUCUACCAACGCGCAGCAGCCUACGACAGCAGCUGGCGGCAGCAUGUUCGGCGCCACAGCAGCGGCCUCCCAGCCUGCGGCGGCUGGCGGCACUACGGGGGGUGGUUUAUUUGGAGCAGCGGGCAGCACGACUACGACGGGCGGAGGCUUGUUUGGAAACGGGAAUGCGGCAGCCAACAAUGCACCCAAGCCCAGCCUGUUUGGUAACACAACAGCCCAACAGCCCCAGCAGACUACGACGACGGGCGGGGGGCUCUUUGGAAACUCGGCAGCUGCGCAACCCCAACAGUCGACAACAGGCGGAGGACUUUUUGGAAACUCUGCAGCGGCUCAACCACAACAACAGACUGUAGGCGGCGGACUCUUUGGCAACGCGACGCAGCAAACUACAGGCACAGGUGGGGGCGGACUCUUUGGCAAUUCCACACAGCAAACGACAUCAAGCGGCGGCCUUUUCGGCGGUUCAACACAACAAAACACAGGUACAGGUGGCGGCGGACUCUUUGGUAACUCGACGCAGCAAACAACAACUGGCGGUGGUGGUCUUUUCGGCAACAGCUUGUCGCAGCCUCAGCAACAGCAGAAGCCUUCACUCUUCGGAAACACUCUACUUGGCCAAUCUCAGCAACCGCAGCAGCAGCAGCAGCAGCAGCAGCAACAACAGCAGGCAGGGGGCAUGUUUGGCCGCACCUUCAACAACUCAACCGCCGCGCCUCCCGGUCUGACUAUGGGUCAGUCCACGAACCAGUCGCAACAGGUCGUGCCAGGCGUCCGCAUAGAUUUGUCGAAUCUCAAGUCAACAACCCGCUUCAACGAUCUUGAUGAGACGAUACAGAAGGAGAUCCAGAAGAUAGAUAAGGGCAUUCAGGCUGUCAUCAACCAGUGCAACGACGUUGAAGCCUUUAUGCCUGCCCAUGGCGAACAGCUCGCCGCGAUCCCGAAUGACGUGCGCUUUGUCACGCGCAAGUACGAUGGCGCAGCUGAUACUUUGUCUGAGGACGCCCAGGCCGUCAAGUCGGUCCGUGAGCUGGUCCACGUGGACGCCGAACAGGCCAAGCUUAGUUUCAAGGCCGUCGACAAUCUCAAGCUGCCGGCGCAGUACCACACUGCAGGGCUUUGGCGACAACAACAGGAUGCAGUUGCUGCGGCGGCUGGAGAUGCUGGCGGCGCAGGGGCAGGCAGUGGGGACAGCAACGCAGAUUUGAUUGCCUUCUUCUCGCAAACAGCGGACGAGAUGGAUGAGCAGCUUAAAAAGUUCCAGCGGAACCUGAGUGAGAUCGAGAGCCACAUGAAUGCCGUUGGUGGGAACCUGGUUGAUCAGCUGCAACGCGCUGCGACAGCAAGGAAUAAUGGCACCAACGGCAGCGGGCCGGGUGGUCAGGAAGAUCAAGUUGCCGAGUUGGCCGAGGUCCUGCGUGGAUUUGAGUCGACCAUCUUGGGCGUUGCAUCGUCAGUAGGUGCGGCAAGGGAAGGAGUGACUUCCUUACAACUUGGGGAAUUCUUGGGUAACGGGUCUAGGACAAGGCGAUAG